AUAAACAGCGCUAGUCCCGCCUGUCACCGCCCCUGGGAGAGGGACUGCGAGUUUAAUGUUCCCCUUGCACGCCGUCGAUAUCAGGGGACUCAUUUUACUUUAGCCCUCACCACUUUUUAUUUUUGUGUUUUAUCUUCCCGAGACUUUUUGGAAGAAAAUUGGACUACAACAGUUUUUUUUUUUUAAUCCCCGCCUCUCCUGGGCAACAUUCAAGUGACAAGCCAUGCUACUACCCUCAUCACUACUCCUCCUCCUCGCCCUCCUCACCUGGAGCCCCAGUGCCUCAUGGGCUGCUAAAGUGAUUGUGGUCCCGCCCAUCAUGUUUGAAUCCCACCUCUACAUCUUCAAAACGUUGGCCACAGCCCUGCACCAGGAGGGCCAUGAAACCCAUUUUCUAAUAUCAGAGGGCCGUGAGGUGCCCCCCUCUUCUCACUAUCAUUUUCAGCGGUAUGCUGGGAUCUUUAACAGCACCACAGCUGACAAUUUCCUCCAGUCUAAAGUGUCUAACAUCUUCUCAGGCCGCCUGACAUUUCUAGAACUGUUUGACAUUCUUGACCAUUACUCUCAGAAUUGUGAUGCUGUGGUCGGUAACACCGAGGUAAUGACUCGCCUCAAGGAAGCCAAGUUUGACCUGCUGCUGGUGGACCCCAAUGAGAUGUGCGGUUUUGUGAUUGCUCAUAUCCUGGGUGUAAAGUAUGCAGUGUUCAGCACAGGCCUAUGGUAUCCUGCUGAGGCGGGUGCUCCGGCCCCACUUUCAUACGUUCCCGAAUUCAACUCAUUGCUGACAGACCGCAUGACUCUACUCCAGAGGAUCAGCAACACGGCAGUUUACCUGGUGCAGCGCUUUGGAGUCCAUUAUAUAGCUCUACCCAAGUAUGACAGGAUUAUGAAGAAGUAUGGCGUGAAGCCUCAGGUGGCCAUGGCGGACCUCGUGCAGGGCAGCAGGCUUUGGAUGCUGUGCACUGACAUGGCUCUGGAGUUCCCCAGGCCCACCCUUCCUCAUGUGGUGUACAUAGGAGGCAUCCUUACCAAGCCCCCCAACCCACUGCCACAGGACUUUGAGGCCUGGGUGAAUGACACAGCGGAGCAUGGCUUUGUGGUUGUGUCGUUUGGUGCUGGGGUCAAGUACCUUUCCCAUGACAUCGCUCACAAACUGGCCGGAGCCCUCGCCAGGCUGCCCCAGCGUGUAGUCUGGAGAUUCUCUGGAGUUCCACCCAGUAACCUUGGCAACAACACCAAGCUUGUGGAUUGGAUGCCUCAGAAUGACUUAUUAGGCCACGCCAACACCAAAGCCUUCCUGAGUCACGGCGGUCUGAACAGCAUCUACGAGGCCAUGUACCACGGCGUGCCGGUUGUCGGUGUGCCUUUAUUCGGUGAUCACUAUGACACCAUGACUCGCGUGUCAGCCAAAGGUAUGGGUAUCAUGCUACACUGGAAGUACAUGAGCGAAGAAGACCUGUACACCGCCCUGACCAGCGUCAUCAAAGACAACAGGUAUCGCCAGCAAGCCCGCGUCCUCUCCAACAUCCACAAAGACCAGCCGGGCCACCCUGUCACCAGAGCCGUCUACUGGAUAUGCUACAUCCUCCGUCACCACGGUGCCAACCACCUGCGCUCCGCCGUAUACGAGGUGUCCCCCUACCAGUACUUCCUGGUGGAUGUGGUUCUCGCCGUAGGGUCCGCCCUGGCUCUGACAUCUUGCCUUGCGAUGGUUGGUGGGACUGUGCAGGGGGAACGUCAAGGACCAGGGCAGAGGAGUUGCCGUCGUCAGGGAUGAGAGCAACAUGGCUAAUGGACAUUGUCAUAGCGAGAGCAUUGCUAACGGGAAACACAAACGCAAUGGCUCUUUGAAAAACGAGAAG
Messenger RNA from Labrus bergylta (ballan wrasse), 1862 nucleotides. RefSeq names its product UDP glycosyltransferase 8 (gene ugt8). Gene Ontology annotation, cellular component: endoplasmic reticulum. Lineage: Eukaryota; Metazoa; Chordata; Actinopteri; Labriformes; Labridae. Gene Ontology annotation, biological process: galactosylceramide biosynthetic process. Gene Ontology annotation, molecular function: N-acylsphingosine galactosyltransferase activity. The record is from RefSeq and is a predicted model, not a curated record.